ACAGUCUAGAGAGAGAGAGAGGUAGAGAGAGAAGGGAAUUGAGAUUUUAACAAACAAACGGUAGCUUUAACUUCUCCCCCUCUGCAACCAAGAAAAUUCAGUGUUGUUGUUGGUGUCUGGGAUGUUGUUUUCUGCUACGUGAUUCUCCAUCUUCUUCUUCUUCUUCUUGUUUGCCGACAUGGGUGCUUGCGUGUCCAAGCCGGAGGGCUGCACCGGAAGCAAAUUUAAGAAGCCUUUUAAGAGGAAGAACCGCCGGAGGAGGAGGAAAGCUUCCAAAACCACCGCGUUUUCUGGCCUUUCCGAUGGAUCGCACCUCUCCGACCCGAUUGACCGCUGCUCAUUUUCCAAUCCCACUUUUCAAGGAAGUUCUGAUGAGGCCUGGUUUGAUACAUUUCCAAGAUUUGAAUCCGAUUGUGAUGAAGACUACCAGAGCAUUCCUGAUGACAUACAGUCGAUUAAUAGCUUCGAAGGCGUGUCGACAUCGAGUAUUUCGUCUUCCGGGGAUGCUAAUCAUGGAGAUCAUAAUGUGAAUCAGAUUCACAGGCCAGGAAAUUCAGCAAGAGUUCAUUCUGUGAGGAGCUCUGGAAGUGAAGUUGCAAUGAAUCCAGAUGAUGCAGAACAUCAACUCAAGGGCCAUGGACACUCUAGCGAAGCAAACGAACCGGUAUUCGUCGACGAUAUCUCCUCGACGGCUGGUGAAAGUUCUGCCAAAGGGGAUGGAAUAUUGGAUGACUGUGGGAUUCUGCCUACCAAUUGCUUGCCUUGUCUUGCAUCAACAAUUAACUCUGUUGACAAGAGAAAAUCUCUAAGUUCAAGUCCUCCAAGUGGGCUCAAAAAGGCCGCCUUGAAAUUGUCUUUCAAGUGGAAAGAAGGAAAUCCCAAUGCUGCUUUAUUUUCGUCGAAAUCGCUUCUCCAAAGACCUAUAGCAGGUUCUCAAGUGCCUUUUGUCCCAGCUGACAAGAAAAUGCUAGAUUGUUGGUCACAUAUUGAGCCAGAUAGUUUCAAAGUUCGGGGACUAAACUAUGCAAAGGACAAGAAGAAGGAAUUUGCUCCUAGUCAUGCUGCUUACCAACCCUUUGGAGUCGACGUAUUCUUGUCGCAUCGAAAAGUGGAUCAUAUCGCUCGAUUCGUCGAGCUGCCUGCAGCCAAUUACACUGGAAAACUCCCACCUAUCCUUGUUGUUAAUGUUCAGAUUCCAUUGUAUCCUGCCGCGAUUUUUCAAGGCGAAACCGAUGGAGAAGGGAUGAGUAUAGUCUUGUACUUCAAGCUAUCCGAUGCAUUUGCUAAAGAACUUACAUCUCACUUUCAAGAAAGCAUCAGGAAGCUGAUUGAGGAUGAAGUUGAAAGGGUGAAGGGUUUUCCAGUAGACACAGUAGUUCCAUUUAGAGAAAGGUUGAAAAUUUUGGGUCGAGUUGCGAACGUCGAGGAGCUUCCGAUGAGCGCUGCGGAGCGGAAGCUCAUGCAGGCUUACAACGAAAAGCCUGUCCUCUCGCGUCCUCAACAUGAAUUUUACUUGGGAGAAAACUACUUGGAAAUUGACUUAGACAUGCACAGAUUUAGUUACAUUUCAAGGAAAGGCUUUGAAGCAUUCCUUGACAGACUGAAGUGCUGCAUUUUAGAUGUCGGCCUCACAAUUCAGGGGAACAAACCUGAAGAAUUGCCAGAGGAGAUCUUAUGCUGUAUUAGACUAAAUGGAAUUGAUUACGUAAAUUACCAGCAGUUGGGGAUGAGUCAAGAGAUUCUGUAAAGUGCAUCGCCAUUGUAUUCAUACAAAAGAGUUCACUAAAAAAGCAAAAUUUUAAUGAAAUAUGACGUUUUUUUCUUUGAAAA
Cucurbita maxima (winter squash) is the source of this 1830-nucleotide messenger RNA. RefSeq lists its product as uncharacterized. The transcript has 10 exons. Bases 179 to 1747 code for a protein of 522 amino acids. The record is from RefSeq and is a predicted model, not a curated record. NCBI's taxonomy places the organism in Eukaryota, Viridiplantae, Streptophyta, Magnoliopsida, Cucurbitales, Cucurbitaceae.